AUGAAGUCCCCCCGGAAAGGCCUUUGGGCGGCUCCUGUGCUCCUUCUCCUGCCCUUUUACACCUUGGCCUCUCCAGCCUACGAGGACCGGCCCCGUGCCAGGCCCUCCACAGGGCACACCUGCUUAGGCUGUGUGGUGGUGGUGUCUGUGAUUGAACAGCUGGCUCGCGUGCACAACGCCACAGUCCAGGCCUCCAUGGAGAGACUGUGCAGCUACCUGCCUGAAAAACUGUCCUUGAGAACCACCUGCUACUUAGCAGUUUACACGUUUGGACCAGAUGUCAUAAGACUGCUUAGUGCUGACAUGAAUGCUGAUGUGGUGUGUCAUGCAUUGGAGUUCUGUCAACGGGACCCGGGCCAAACAGUGUGUCAUCUCUACCCCCUUCCCAAGGAGGGGUGGAAGUUCACCCUGAAGAAGGCAAGACAGAUCGUCAAGAAAUCCCCAUCUCCGAAAUACAGAAGCAGUUCUGAUAUUUGUUCCCUCCCACUUUUGGCCAAGAUCUGUCAGAAGAUUAAAUUCACUGUGACGAAUUCUGUGCCGUUCCGAGAUGUCGAUUCAGACAAGCACAGUGCUUUCCCGACCCUGCGUGGCUACCACUGGCGGGGGAGAGACUGCAACGACAGCGAUGGGAUGACAUACCCAGGCAGAAGGCCAGACAACUGGGACGUUCAUCAGGACUCCAACUGCAACGGCAUCUGGGGUGUUGAUCCAAAAGAUGGAAUCCCCUAUGAGAAGAAAUUCUGUGAAGGUUCGGAGCCCAGGGGAGUCAUUUUGCUGGGAGACUCAGCGGGGGCGCACUUCCACAUCCCUCCGAAAUGGAUCACGGCCUCGCAGAUGUCCUUGAAAUCCUUCUCUGAUUUACCAAGAGCACUUACCGAUGAGCUCAACUGGCCCCAACUCUCUGGUGCUACUGGAUUUCUGAACUCCACUAGUGGAAUUAAAGAAAACUCUAUUUACCUUCAUUUAUGGAAAAGAAACCGCUGCAAUCACAGAGACUACCAGAAUCUUUCCAAAAACGGCGCAUCUUCCCAAAACCUGGAGAGACUUAUAGGAAGUCUGUCUAGGAACCCACUGUUGGACCAUCCAGCCAUUGUCAUAUACGCCAUGAUCGGAAAUGAUGUCUGCAACGGGAAGACUGACACAGUCCGAGCAAUGACCACUCCUGAGCAGUUCUACUCCAAGGUCAUGGAGACUCUGAAGUAUCUGAAUUCCCACCUGCCGAAUGGCAGCCACGUUAUUUUAUAUGGCUUACCAGAUGGGACCUUUCUCUGGGACAAUCUGCACAACAGAUACCAUCCUCUCGGCCAGCUGAACAAGGACGUGACCUACGAGCGGUUCUACUCCUUCCUCAGCUGUCUUCAGAUCAGCCCCUGCCACGGCUGGAUGUCUGCCAACCAGACCCUCCGGACCCUCACUUCACAGAGAGCAGAACAACUCUCCAACACACUGAAAAAGAUCGCCACCACCCAGAAAUUUACGAACUUCGAUCUUUUCUACGUGGAUUUUGACUUCCAAGAAAUCGUGAAGAAGUGGCAGGAGAGAGGCGGGCAGCCCUGGCAGCUCAUCGAGCCCGUCGAUGGAUUCCACCCCAACGAGGUGGCUUCGCUGCUGUUGGCAGAUAGCUUGUGGGACAAGCUGCAACUGCAGUGGCCCCAGGUCCUGGGGAAGGAGAAUCCGUUUAACCCCCAGAUUGAACAGGUGUUUGGAGACCAAGGGGGGCACUGAGUCCCUCAGGGACAUGCACUCCUGGAGAGCUUAGGGAAUCAGAAACUUGGAUAAACUUGUCCAACACACAGCUGUAGGGGCUGCUACAUCACAGGCUCAUGGGACUCUCCUUAGCCUCACCUUUGCAGUGUUUUUCUCGCCUGUAAGAGCAUAUCUGAAUGACAGCGUGCUUCUUUGAGCUUCUGGGGUCAGUUCCCGGGCAACUGACCCUCCUAAAACUUUAAUAAAGAGCUUUGGGUGCCAUUCCCAGCA
Miniopterus natalensis is the source of this 1977-nucleotide messenger RNA. RefSeq names its product acyloxyacyl hydrolase (gene AOAH). Gene Ontology annotation, biological process: negative regulation of inflammatory response; lipopolysaccharide catabolic process. Lineage: Eukaryota; Metazoa; Chordata; Mammalia; Chiroptera; Miniopteridae. Gene Ontology annotation, molecular function: calcium ion binding; acyloxyacyl hydrolase activity. The record is from RefSeq and is a predicted model, not a curated record.